CUACAAAUUACUUCCGGGUAAAAAUAUAGCAGUUGCGACGCAGAUAUAUAGCAGACGUUUCAGUUAAAUUCUUGAAGUAUUGAUUAUCACAUUAUGUUGUCUAACUUAGUUCUGGUUGUUUGUUUGUGUGCAUUUUCCUGUGGAAUUGUUUCAACAGAAGACGCUACAGAAGAUGGAUGUUUUGCACUGACUACAAAUGAAACAUGUUGCAGUCAAACAGAAUGUAUGUGGUUCACAUGUGAUGAUGCUAAUGUAACUGAAGAUACCAAUAAAACAAGAGAAGAAUGUCAUUUACAAAGUUGGACAGAUGAAGAUAAAUGUAAGAACAACACAGUGGACCAGACCUGUAAAUCUCAAGUUAAACCGACUACCAGCCAGGCACCAACAGCAGUACCAGAUCCUUGUGCAGCAGGUACAGAUAGGGAUACAUGUUGUGGGAUAGCAAACUGUUCGUUUACAAACUGUACAAGCUUGAAUGAAUCAGCACUAGAAGCUUGUGUGAGCAAUGUUAGUGCCCACUGUAAGCCAGAUACCAACAUUAACCAGUGUGGCCCAGCAACACCAGCAACCGCAUCAACCACACCCCAACCAACAGAUGUAUGUGUGACCUACGACACCAGUACUGAAUGCUGCUCACAUGUUGACCAAAACUGUACUUAUAUCACUUGUACAGGUUCUGACAACAAUCCACAUGAAGGAUGUCAUGUGAAAAGCAGUAAUUUUUCAAUAUUUUGUCAAGAUACACCCCAGCACCAGUGUAAUGCUGGCACAUCUACAUCACCGAAACCUGACGUAACAACACAGCCUCCUAAUAAUGGAUCUUCCACCCAAUCAUCGGAUACCAGUGCCAACACUGGCGACUCGGAUCAAGGCCAGCAUUUUGAUGGAGCUUCAUUUAUUGGUGGCAUCGUUCUUUGUCUAGGUAUUGUGGCCAUCAUUUUCUUCGGAUUGAAAUUCUACAGGGCAAGGACAGAGAGGAAUUAUCAUACCCUGUAAAAUUGUGUCACUGCUACAAAAAUCAUCAAAUUUCUGUAAAAUUUAGUAUCAAAAUAUGAAGAACAAUAGUCCUUUAAUAUAUAUGAUCUUUAUCACAGUACAAAUAUAGAGGUUUUCAGAUUGUUAUUCCAUAUUCCAACAUCUUUGAUAUUUUUUUUACAAUUCAACUGAUGUUAAUUUUGUAAUAAAUGUUUACGUAAAUUGGCUAAAGAAAAAUAAGUUCCAAAAUGUUAUAAAAACUGUUUACUUAAAUUGGCUAAUGAAAUAAGUUCCAAAGUGUUAUUUUUUCUGAAACCUACUUAAGUUAUUUAACAGUUAAAACAUUUAUCUAAAUGUGUUUUAGAGAGAGCGUAUUUUUGUCUUAAAAUAGACUUUUGUCAUUGGUUAAAUUUAACUUUUUCAUCAGAAUCGACCAAUGAGACACAAGAGAUUUAAGAGGGAGGUUCAGAUCUCAAAUUUAUUAAGUAAAAUGGAUAAGAGUCAAAAGCUAUGUCGGUCAAAAGCUAUACAUAGCUUAUGUUUUGUGAAAUGUUAUAUACAUAUUUAUAUACCGACAAUAAAUAAAUUCUGAUUUGAUUUGAUUUGAAAAAGGGUAAGUGUGAAUAUUACAUAGGAAAGUUGCAAUUUUUAUAUUGUUUUUGUUUUACAAAGUGUGAUGUGCCUUCAAAGGGUAAAAUAGAUGAAACAAUGGUGUGAGGCUCUCAACUUUUUGUCAGUUUUCUGCUCAAGAAGUUCGUCUUCUAAAUUUUCAAGUGCUUAUUAAGAUGAUAUGCUAGCAUAGAUAAGAGAAAUAAGAUAUUUUUGUAAUAGCAUUAUAGAGUCAUAGUUAAUUUUAAGUGUAGUAGAAAUCUCAUAGAAGCAUUAUUGGUAUAAGACUGUUAUACAUGUAUAUCAUACUUUGUUGUUUUUUUGGCUUUGUUUUUUUAAUGGAGGUAAUUUUUUUCUCUGAUAAUAUAAAUAUAUUCUGAAACUUUCAAUUUUAGACGUAUUAUAAAUAACAAAUUUAGAAAUUCAGUUUAGAUGUACUAUAUAUAUAAAAUUUAGAAUUUUAGUAAAAACAAUGACAAUGUCUGAUUUGAAAGGGAGCAAUUAUGCAGAACUAUAACAUAUAUGCAUAUACAUGUACAUAAUUAUAUAUAAAAGGGGUUCUUGGAGGACAGCCGAAAGUGUUUCAUUCCAAAUAUUCAUCGUGAUAUAUACUAGCAUUAAUAAAGCUGAAAAAUAGAUAAAAUUAACAUCAUAAUUCAGUUCUUUCCCAGGACAUCAUCAUAUAUACUAAAAUAGUUGCAGGUAGUCUGCCAUGAUAUCUUUUACAAAUCAUUAAUAAUAAUGCUAACUGUUUAAUAAAUAAGUUCAUUGAAAUACUUUAAUGAAAAUUGGUUAAAUACAUUGUAAAUCAUUUCUUAUAUAUUGUAGUUUCAUACAUUAAUGACUAAUCUAUAAGCAUAUUACAUCUUUUAUAAAAGUGAUAUACAACUUAAUGGGUAUUUAACAUUGUUAAAUGUGAAACUGGUUCUACGCAUUAUAUUCAUAUUUUCAUGUUACGCACCAUGUUUGAUACACAGAAAACAAGUGAAACAUGGGAAUACUUACAUCAAAGAAAUGUAUAUUUCAUAUUUUCUUAUAAUGCUAAAUUUAAAGUAGGAAUAAGUUUCUAUCACAACUGAUCUGUAAUUAUUUCAUUGCUUAUCAUAGGAUGAUAAGAUGAAUGAAUGUGAAUUAUAUAUUUCACCCAUAUAGCUGUACAUAAUUGAUCUUAAUUCUACUUAAUAGUUGAUAAUUUUGUUGUAAAUGUGUUUAAUGUUUGAAAUUGAUUACUGUAAUUACUGUUAUUACUGUUGAAUUUUUUAAUUGAUUGCUGUUAUUAUAGUUAAGAGUUGAAAUUGAUUACUGUUAUUAAGUAAGAAAUUGUAAUUUAUUACUAUUUUUGUAGUGAAGAAUUGUAAUUUGUGAUCAUUGGUAUAACAGUAAGAAAUUGUAACUGAUUACUGUUAUUACAGAAAAAGACCUGUACUUGAUUACUGAUAUUAUGGAAAGUAAUUUCAAUUGAUUACUUUUAUUUCAGCAAAAAAUUGUAAUUGAUUACUGGUAUUGCAGUAAAGAGUUGUAAUUGCUUACUGUAAUUAUAGUGAAGUAUUUGUAAUUGCAUCGGUUUGAUGUACUACAAAAUUCAAUGAAAUUAUUUACGACUUUUAUGAUAAAUUACUUUAUUUUUCGACUAUAAUGAAAGUUAAUCAUUUCAUACAGCAUUAUACUUCUUAAGCAAAAAAUUUCAACAGGAAAUUAUAUUUUAUGUAAGAAAAUAUUUGUACUGAAAAAAUUUAUUUAAAAAAAAAUAUUCUGUUGUAUUUUUGUUUGUGUGUUUUAUAAAAACAGUUAAUUUCAUGUUUUUAAUUCUCAAUUUGAAGUAAAAUAAUCAGAACUUUGAUUUAAUUUAAUUAACGUUUGUAAUAGCUGUUUUACAUGGAUAGUUAUUUUGAGUUGUGAACAAACAAAUUUGUAAAACUUGUAAAAAAAUGUUUAGCUUGAAAAUAUGAACCCAGCAUAAUCAAAAAUUAUUUUUAUUUUAAGACAAUUCUUGCAUACAAUUUAAAAGGCUGCUUCUUCAAAGAUUUGCAGAUGAAACACUUUUUGUUGUUGGAAAUUAAGUAAGCUGGAACUAAAACUGAAAAAAAAGAGCCGCGUCAUGACAAAACCAACAUAAUGGGUUUGCGACCAGCAUGGAUCCAGACCAGCCUGCGCAUCCGCGCAGUCUGAUCAGGAUCCAUGCUGUUCGCUUAAAAGGCCUUUUACAAGUAGAGAAACUGAUAGCGAACGGCAUGGAUCCUGAUCAGACUGCGCGGAUGCACAGGCUGGUCUGGAUCCAUGCUGGUCGCAAACUCAUUAUGUUGGUUUUUGUCAUGACGCGGCUCAAAUCUAUAUUUGCUGUUGUUACUUUAUGUCACUAUCUCCAUGCUAACUUACACAUUAAGUAUGAAGGAAAUAGGUUCACUCAGAAAUCUGUAUGUAUAUAGUGUUAUAAUAUUGUUGAUCUGUUGUGUUAAGGUUAUUUUACGAUUGUUCAUUCUCUUUUUUUCUCCUACAGCUUUAAUCUAGUCUAGUUAACUAACUCUUACUCUAAAUGUGUAUAAUGGAUUUGCCCAACCUUACCAUUUUCAAACAUUUUAGUGAUUAUAUAACAAAAUACAAAAAUUGAGAAAAUUGAAUCAUCAAACAGUAUAGAGCCCAGUCAGACUACAAGGUUGUGUUGGCUGGUCAGGCUCUAUACUGCUGACCUGGCAUAUUAAAAUAUAAUAAAUAUAAGUCCCAGUGCUAAUAAAGGCUAAGUGCUUUCUUUUUUAGCAGAUUAAGUGCUAAUAAUAUUUUACCUUUUUUCUCAAAAUUCCAAGCUUCCGAGCAUCACAAGUAUCAAAUGAAGAUUGAUUGUAAUUCUUUGUUUUGUUUUCCAUUUACGGUACAUUAAACAAACAUCUACAUUUGUGAAGGAAAAGUAGACUAAAAAACAAUUGAUAACAAAAGAAAUAAAUGAUCAUUUUUAAUGCUCUUCACCCUGAAAAACAUUGGUUUAAGUUUUUCAUUAAACCAAGGCAUGUUUUUUCUUGGUGGGGCUGAGUGGUUAACAUGUCCGACUAGUAAUCCAAGGAUUGCUAGCCACAUUGGAUCAAUCCCUGUCAGGUGUUGGCCUUUGAUUUCUUGAGAAAGAUACUUGAGCCAAGUUUAUGUGAUCUUCCGUAAUUUUAAAAAGUAUUAUUUGCCUUGAAUCUCAUAGUUUCCCAGGUAAUGUUAUGUUUAUUAAAUAUAGGUCUUAUUUCUCAACUUAAUUGUUGCCAAUUUUGCCUUUUCUUCUGGAGAUAGAAAAUGUACGUUUAAAAGAGUAUAAUUUUAUAAAAUGGAAAUUCAAUAUAUUUUGAUAUAAAAUAUAUACUAUUUUACUGGAAUCUUCGGUGCAAAUAGCUUAGUUAUUGCUCAGUGUUACAUGUAUAUUAUAUAUUUUAAUAAAGGAAUGAUGUAAAUGACUUUGCUAUAAUAAUCAUACAAGUGUCUGGAUAUAAGAGCUUUUUGUAAUUAUCUAUGCUCCUGAAAAAUUUGUGUUGCAGUGAUUAUCCGAAAAAAAGCUUAAAAGUAUGUGAUAUUUUUUGCCCAUUUUUUCCGUAGUGCUUUUUCAUUAUAUGUCAGUGUUGAGCAUUCACAGACAGCCCAUUCACAAUUCCAAAAUGCCAGCUUCACAGCUGAAAGAAAUGCCACUUUCACUAUUCACAAAUUCUUUGAAAUUUCCAGAAAUCGGUAUUAAAACAAAUUUGAAAGCUAUUUUUGAAAGUCGCCCAAAAACAUUCCACGUUAUUACAAGAUAUGUUGAAAUAUCUCAAUGAAUCACAUACUGAUUGUAAUUAAAGUUGAUGCAAAUCAUUUUGUAAUAAAGUUUUGGAUAGAUAUAGUGUUCCGAGUUUUACUAUAAUGAAAAUAAAGAUUUUUUUUAUUUCUUUUGAACAAACUUGUGUUAAUUUUGUCUUUCAGCUUUAUUAUAGCCAAUGUUGUAAUGUCUCUCCCAGUGUACGGAAUUUUGACCAUUUUGAAAGGGGAGCGGUGUGGGGUGUCUUUCUGUAUACAAAAGAGCUAUUGCUUAUGUUUGUACCACAUUCCUAGUUGCUUUACCGGUUCAUAAUGAUUUCUGGAAGUACAUGUGUAUAAUGUUUUACUUAUUUUUGUUGCUUUUUAUUUGUUAAUUGCUUACUUUACUUUUUACUGAUACAUUUAUAUUAUACAGUAGAAUAUGUAAUUAAAAAAAUAAUUAAUGUAUGUGCAAACCUUUAUGUAUACAGUUGGUCCCUAUAAUUUGGUGUAUAUUAGAUUGGCUUUAAUUUGAAGAACUUUACACAACUGCAUUGCAUACCAAACUAUAUUUACCUAUAUGUAUACUAUGGUAUACCCUCUGUGUUACCCUUUUAUACACAACAUAAUUUCCUCAGUUUAAAAGUGCUAUUAAUUUUUGUUUUGUUUUCCUUUUUUUAAUGGAAGGACAACAAUUUGAUUUAUAAUUUUUUUAUUAGUUUAUGUUUAUAGGGAAAAAAUGCCUUAUUUGUUGGACGUCAUUGUGAAUUCAUCAUAUGUAAGUGUAAGGGAUGAAAAAUACUACAUAAUUUACAACGUUUAAGUGCUAUAGUGUACGAGAUGUAAUAUUUAAAUUGAGCUUGAAUUAUAGUCCUAAGUGAUUGAACUUUUUUUGGCGGAAAUAUUGCCUCAAAAUCCUGUAGAAAAACAUCAUGUUGUAUGUUAGGCUAAAAUAGCUUGAAUUUUUAGUAAGUUUUAAAAGUUGAUUAAUGCUGUACAAAGUUCCAUAUAUGUUUUAUCUCGGAAUGGUAAAUGUAAAUGACAAAUAUGGGGCCAAUUAUGAUAGCAUUAACAAAUAUAGAAAUGUGGUAAAGAAAACUUUCUAAUUUUACCUUAGGUUGUAUUGAAAUUGAUUGUGUUUGUUCUGACAUAAAACUUGAUGUAGAAGUGUAGCAAUGUAGGUUUCAGUGUACCAUAUGGUAGAUUGAUUUCAGGUACAGUAAUAACAAGGUGAGGCAUUCAUUAGGGACAUUGAUUUAGUAAAUGAUUAUUGAACAGUCUGAACAAUGAUGUCAAUCCCAGUUACAUGAUAUACCACUGAGAUGGAAAUCAUACUGUAAAUGAAUCUCUUCUAUUAUUUAGAUUUCUGUAGUGUAUUCCAGCUUUGAAAUAGAUCUAUUUAUAAAUGAUUUAAUAUGUAAGUACAAUAUUUUGAUGACUGACAUGCAGAGUUUUCUGUAUGUGUCACAUAGAUUUUAUUUCCAAAGUUUCUGUUAGCUUUUGUUAAUUGUAAUUUGUUAUAGUCUAUUAAUGUUUUGUUGUUUAUUCUUGAUAUUUUGGACAAAACAGUACACAAAUAAUCACAGUAUCUUUUAUCUUAGAAUCUCUCUCUCUCUGAUAUGACUCAGUUGUUAUAAUUUGUAAUAAGAAGCUCUUGUCUCGUAAUUGAUAUGUCAUAUACAAGUAUUGUAUAUUCAGAUUUAAAACUAUUUUUAUACUAAAGAGAUUUAAUUAUCCUUGAUCACUAAAAUAAUACUGCAUUUCUUACAUGGGUUCAUCCAGCUUUAAUAUACAUGCAUAUAUAUUCACUGACUAUCGUCAAUUUUGAGGAUAUCAAGGUAGAACUAGAAUCAAUUAACAGUAUAAGAGACUGGUCAGACUGUCAUCAUGUGCUGGCUGAUCUGCCUCUAUUCUGGUGGUAGCAGGUGUAAAACUUCAAUGAUCAGAUCUAAGUUAACAGUAUCUUUGAUAACAGAAGUGUUCAUGAAAGUCCUGAAGUUUGAAAUUUAUUUACAUUUUAAUGCAUUUACUUAUUAUACUUUAUAAACAGAAUCUCUUGUUUAAGCGCAGGAAAGACAUACUGUAUGUACAUAGUAAAAUGUAUUCAAGAAUCUGUGAUUAUAUACAAGAAAUAAUAAGAAAGAUUAAGCAGAAUUGUUAUAAGUUCAUAUCAUCCAACAUCAACAUUUUAUAGAUAUCCUGUUAAAAUAGAAUAUAAUAGAUUUAAGAUUUUACAAGGACUUCUUUUCACAAAAACUGAAAUUUAUCUUUGAAUAGUUUUCAAAUAGUAAAAUCAAAUAUGGUAAUUUUAAUGAAGGUUUAUACACUCUGCAAUUUAAUACAGUAAAAUGCCUCGCCAGAGUAAACACUUCUGGUUCGUUGAUGUCACUUUUAUUUUAAGUUGUUGUUAUUGUUUUUUUUUUUAAUUUCCCAGCUAUCAAUGGAUACGUUAGACUUUACUAUGAAAACUGUUAUAGAAUCUAUAAAUUUGUUGUGGAAGAAAUCAGAUAGAAACUAUGUUUUGAUAAUGCUAUGUAUGCUACAUUUGUGAUCUUAUUUUGUCUGUAAAAUUGUGCAAGUAAUAUGGUGUUAAUAGGGUGUUAUAGUUAGAUAACAUAUUUGGAAAAUAAUGUGCAUGUAUAUAAUGAUUAAAGUUAAUUAAUUGUUAAA
Messenger RNA from Ruditapes philippinarum (Manila clam), 7995 nucleotides. RefSeq names its product sialomucin core protein 24-like. The transcript is spliced from 7 exons. Lineage: Eukaryota; Metazoa; Mollusca; Bivalvia; Venerida; Veneridae. The record is from RefSeq and is a predicted model, not a curated record. Gene Ontology annotation, cellular component: cytoplasmic vesicle. Bases 94 to 996 code for a protein of 300 amino acids.